AGCGGACUGGAAAUGAGGAAAUAUCAGGAAGCGACUCACUUUGCCGCCACCUCACAGCUGCAGCCGCUGACUGACAGGUUUCCUCGUUUCAAAGUAAAUUCCCUUCUCGCUUAAAAAGACAAAAAGAAGAAGCGGUGGAAAAGUGUACGGGGUCGCCAUGAAGCCGGUGGUCUUCCUGCUCCUCCUCCAGGUGACCGGAAGUGCGCACAGCAGGUGUUUCUGUCAGGUCAAAGGUGACCUAGAUGACUGUGACUGUGAUGUGGAGACCAUCGACAGCUUCAACAACCACCAGCUUUUCCCCAAACUCCAGACUCUCCUGGAGUCAGACUACUUCAGGUUCUACAAGGUGAACUUGAAUAAGCCAUGCCCAUUCUGGAAGGUCACCAGUCACUGCGGUCUGAGUGACUGUGCUGUGAAGCCCUGCUCACCUAACGAAGUUCCUGAAGGUAUCAGAGCCUCAUCCCAUAACAAGUAUUCAAAAGCAGCAAACGAGGAGCUGGAAGAAUGUGAGCAGGCGAAGCAUCUUGGAGCUGUAGAUGUGUCUUUAAGCGACGAGACCCGAGAGGCUCUGCUGGACUGGAACAAACACGAUGACGAGGCAGAGCGGUUCUGCGUGGUGGACGACGAGGAGUCGCCUGACUCCCAGUACGUGGACCUGCUGCUGAACCCUGAGCGCUACACGGGUUACAAAGGACCAGAGGCAUGGCAGAUCUGGAACAGCAUCUAUGAGGAGAACUGCUUCAAACCGUUCACCAUCAAGCGACCUGUCCUUCCCAACUCAUUCCAGUGCACUUCAGGAAGUGAAGCGAGGACCUUCUACAGCUGGUUGGAAGGUCAGUGUGUGGAGAAGAGAGCGUUCUACCGGCUCAUCUCCGGCCUCCACGCCAGCAUCAACGUUCACCUGAGUGCCAGAUAUCUCCUGGAUGACAGCUGGUAUCAGAGGAAGUGGGGCCACAACGUGUCUGAGUUCAAGCAGCGUUUUGACUCUGAGCUAACGGCCGGCGAGGGCCCCAAAAGGCUCCGUAACCUCUACUUCCUCUACCUGAUAGAGCUGCGAGCGCUGGCCAAAGUCCUGCCGUUCUUCCAGCAGCCGUCCUUUCGGCUCUACACCGGCCGAGCGGAGGAGGACCAGAACCACAAAGAGAUGCUGCUGGACAUCCUGCAGGUAGCCAGAUCUUUUCCGUUGCACUUUGAUGAGACCUCUCUCUUUGCUGGAGAUGAGAAGGAAGCAGCUAAACUGAAGGAGGACAUCAGACUGGCUUUCCUCAACAUCUCCAGGAUCAUGGACUGUGUGGGCUGCUUUAAAUGUCGCCUGUGGGGGAAACUGCAGACUCAGGGAUUAGGCACAGCGCUGAAGAUCCUGUUUUCAGAGCGACAGAUUGAAGCUCUGCCCAAAUCCAGCGAGAAUCGACCGAGUUUCCAGCUCAACCGGCAGGAGAUCGUCUCCCUGCUCAACGCCUUCGGAAGGAUUUCCACAAGCAUCAGAGAGCUGAAGAACUUCAGGUCGCUGCUAGCUGAGGAGCGGUGACGGCACCGUCGAUGCUUCUGUGGGAGGCCAUCUUUAAAUCUGGGCAUGUGAAACCCUGAAGUGCACUCUGAAUGAUCCUCAAAUCCUGCUGAUUAAACGUUUAGACUGUUACCAAAGGUUAGAGUGAAAGCGCUGAUAAACAUAGGAAUAUUUUUUUUCUUUUUUUUUUUUCUUUCUUCUAAGUUAAAAUAAAAACUAAAUUUAUAAAAGUGACUUCUGCUGGAUUGAAUGAACCUGUAGCAGCUUUACAUAAAUAAGAGUAUAAAUGAAUUCCUUAAAGAGCAAGUCACCCCCAAAUCAACUAUUUUUUUCUGAUAAACUAUAUAAAUGCGUGUCUAAUCGUGCUGCAGACAUGUGUAGUCAAUAGUGUUGCACUUUAGUGCAUUUUAGUUCAAAUUUAAAUUUUCUGCCUGAAACUGUCAGUGUUGUGCCGUUGUCAGGUAAAAACUUCACUGCAUUUGAAUUUAAAUCUGCCACCGCUAUUGGCUAAGAGGUAUUCUAUGAUGUAAACUGGUACAUUAUGAUGUCACAAUGUCGUGAGUGUGUAUUUGUUAGACCCUCUCGGUCUGCUAGGCAACAGCAUUUGUUGCAUUUGUCAAACAUGAAGUACGCUUCUUGUAAGGGGUGACUUGCUCUUUAAUAACGUCAGAGGGGAUAUGUAAUAUUUUUCCUGCUGUUGUUUGACUAGAAACAUUUUCAGCCUAAAACCUGAGGGAAGCUCUUUUUAUUAUUAAUGCAAAGGUUGAAAACUGCACUGCACUGAAAUGUUUUGUCUUUCACUGAUGUAUGCUUUACUUGGUGUUUGUCCUCCUGUUUGUGGAUUAUGGAUGUGUUCAGGUCCAGCUUUUAUCCUCCAUGUUUUAAUAACAUCAACCUCUUUACCAAAAGCUAAACCUGGAAAUCAGAAAAAAAGAUAAAUAUGGUUGUGAUGGUAGAUUUUGGAGUACUAUAUUUUUAUGAUUUUAAACCCUGUUUGGAUUGUUUGUUUUGCUUUUCUUUAUGGAAACAAGUUGAUAAUCCUAUUAAGUGGUUUGUAAAAAUGUGAAAAUGUAUUAAAAGCCAUUUCUUAGA
Molecule: messenger RNA, 2599 nt
Organism: Nothobranchius furzeri (turquoise killifish)
Lineage: Eukaryota; Metazoa; Chordata; Actinopteri; Cyprinodontiformes; Nothobranchiidae
Gene: ero1a
Product: endoplasmic reticulum oxidoreductase 1 alpha
Biological process (GO): protein folding in endoplasmic reticulum
Cellular component (GO): endoplasmic reticulum; endoplasmic reticulum membrane
Molecular function (GO): protein-disulfide reductase activity; thiol oxidase activity; FAD binding
Source: RefSeq, a predicted model, not a curated record